GGACAGUGUUUGAUACGGCUCGUGGUGAGUAACACGCUACCGUACCAGAACCCUUUUCUAAGCACAUUUUCAUUCUUCUAGCUAGUCCCCCCUCAUAUAUAAUCUCCGACGCUUACACACUCUGAUCUACUAAAAAUCAGCAUUGCUGAUCAGAAAACUGAAUUCACCUCACAUUAACAAGAAUGGAAAUUCCAACUAAUGGCAUGAAUUCGACACCCCAUAUCCACGAACAAUCACAGACCCCAAAGCUCCCAGUUUUCAACAAUGCAGAGGUCAAUCGCCGGCUAGAAACCUGGCAUGUUUGUUAUGAAUUCACGCCCACAAUGUUUAGGAAAACAUCACGGCUUCCGUGGGUCUAUAUGGACCCAGACAAAGGUCCAGUUGAGAUUAAGAGAUUGUUCAAUCACGACCGCAUCACUAACGAGGUCAACGCUUUGAAACUGGUUUCACAGAAAACAACAAUUCCAGUUCCAAAACUUCUCAAUUAUGGUGUGAAUCCAGACGGUACACGGUAUCUUGUGACGGAGCUCAUCAAUGGCGUCAAUUUGAAUAAAUUGACUACAUUAGGCUGCCGAGUAAUGACGGGCGGAAAACAUACAGAAGAAGCUUCAUGCGAUACUUGUGUACAGAAAGCAUAUUCUAACGCAAUCAAUUUCGUCGAGAAUACUGUAUUUCCACAGCUUUCCACUAUGAAAUCCCAGACAAGAGGGAUUGACGGCUUCGUCAUGCCUCCUGCUUGGGUAUCCAUCGAUACUCAAGAACUGUGGACAGGAAGAAAAGGACCGUGGAAAACUCUCCCACUCCAAACUCCCGAGUAUGUAUUCCAGCACGGAGACUUAGCAGCCCAUAAUCUUCUUAUAGACACGGAAACGCUUGAACCCAAAGCUUUGAUCGAUUGGGAAUUCGCGGGGUAUUACCCCCUCGGAAUGGAUUUGUGGUCUGGAACGUUGGAUUUUCGUAAAUAUGUUCGUUGUGCUGGAGCUGAGAAUAUGGCGGAGUUGAUCCGCAAAUAUGUUCCUGAGGACUUUUUGGAGGCUUGGAGUCAAUUGGAAGAUAGAGAGGACUUUGAAUUGUCGGUUAGAUCUGGAUAUUUCCCAGAUCCGGAGGAGUUGAUUGCAUCUAUGGCAACGCCAGUCAUUCAGGAAUCCGAAAGAUGAGGUUGAUGCCUCGCCUAAUGGUAUUGCUUGAUCGGUUCUGGGAAAGAGAUGUAUUGCUAGGUGGGUGCAAGAGCUGAAUAAUCUCAAAGCUGAUUAUGCACA
This is a messenger RNA of Botrytis cinerea B05.10, 1259 nucleotides long. RefSeq lists its product as hypothetical. NCBI's taxonomy places the organism in Eukaryota, Fungi, Ascomycota, Leotiomycetes, Helotiales, Sclerotiniaceae. Bases 324 to 1157 code for a protein of 277 amino acids. The record is from RefSeq and is a predicted model, not a curated record. The transcript has a single exon.